GGAAGUUUAGCAUCUGAUAGGGGAAGCAGACAGUUGCAUUUAUAGCUCCAAAUAUUGCACUAUGCAAAUUAAGACAACAUUUACUCUGCAAUACAGUGUAGAACUAGAAGAACUAACACUUGCCUCCCCGCCUGCCUGUCUUCUUUUGGAUUCAUGUCUUUACCAUUAAGUGCUGUUUUUUGUAUUUUUAACCACUCUACUCACCCUCAAUGUGUGCCCAAUACUAUGUGCGUCUUGAAUUGCUAAGGACUGAGUGAUGUCACAAACGGUAGAAAAACACUUGCAUGUGUCAGGGCACAGCUUCCUGAGAAUAGACCACACCAGACGGCAAUGCAUCAUGCUCACACAUUUAAACAUAAACCACAUCAUCGGCGGGUUAAUGCAGACUUGCUCACGUGCGACCGGAAGGUUUGCUGCUGUACAGCUCCGAGGAGGAGAGGGCGUGCGUCAGUCUGCUGUUUACACUGACGUGUGAAGCUGCUGGAGCAUGCAGUCGCUGCCAGUCCCUCCUGGCUCUGAACUCUCAUCUCGGUCCAUGCUGAUCAUUUAGGGAGACGACAAAGAAGCAACAAGGUGUUCAGUGUGUGACAAGAUGAAGGAUUGAUUACAGGAAAGGCUUGUUGAGUUAUGCCACCGGUGUGUGUGUGAGAGACGAAAUGACUCUGAACACAUCUGGAGCGUGGGAGGAGUCCCUGCACAACUCCACCUCACGAUGUGGACACAACAUGACCAGCUGGGAACAACGCAUGGACAACAUGUACACCUACUUCUACCUGCUGCUCUUCAUCCCUGGGCUGCUGCUCAACACCACUGCUCUCUGGGUCCUCUGCAGACACAUUAGUAAGAAGACCAAGGCAGUGAUCUUCAUGAUAAACUUGGCGUUGGCAGAUCUGGCCCACAUCCUCUCUCUGCCCCUCAGGAUUUAUUAUUACUUCACACACACCUGGCCCUUCGGACGAGGCCUUUGCUUGUUCUGCUUUUACCUCAAAUACCUCAACAUGUAUGCCGCCAUAGUGUUUCUGGUGUGUAUCAGCAUGCAGAGGUGUGUCUUCCUGCUCUACCCGUUCUCCGCUCGCAGUUGGAGACGGCGCUAUGACCUGGUGAUCAGCAUCAUCGUGUGGGUGAUGGUCGGUCUGGCCUGCUCGCCUUUCAUCCUGAUGCGGAGCAGCAGCAGCUCCACCAGUCCCACCAUCAGGGUCUACAAUCUACCAUCAGUGUCUACAGUCUACAACAUGUCCUACUCUCUGUAUGCCACUUCUACCCAGAAUCCCUCAGGUUACACCGAUCUUAAUGAGAGUACGAGCCCGAGCAGAGACUCCAGCGCCACCAAAGUCGGCUGUUUUAAGGACUUGCCCAUGCGUCGCCUGUCUCUCUCUCUGGCGGUCACCAUGAUGGCUCUCGCUGAGAUGUUUGGUUUCUUCAUCCCUUUGGCCUGCAUCGGUUUCAGCUCCAUCUCCAUCGCCCGGUCUCUCAGCCAAAGACACACCCAGGAUCAGCAAAACUUUAACGCACUCAACUCCUCAGCGUGCAACCGACUCCAGUCAGUCACCUCCAGCUGUCAGACGGAUAACUGUCAUGAAAAGCAAACAAAAGCUGAGAAACGUCGCGCUCUGCGGAUGGUGCUGAGCUGCACCACCCUCUUCUUGUUCUGCUUUGCCCCCUACCACCUCAACUUCUUGCUCUACCUGUUGGUGUCGCAGGACAUAGUGUCCCACUGUGCCACGAGGCUGGCUGUGAGACAGUUCCACCCGGUGUCUCUGUGCCUGGCGAGCCUGAGCUGCUGCCUCAACCCUCUGCUUUAUUACUUUCUAACAGCAGAGUUCAGGUUGCAUCUCACCAGGCGCACCUCCUCCUUCACCGCCUCGCUACUCUCCUCGCCGAUCAGCUCCUCCCCGCACCGUCCAGCAGUGCAAAGACUGAUGAGCAUGGAGAGUAGCUGCUCAGAGAGGGAGUAGCAUUACUCAGAGGCUAAUCUGUUUUUUGGUAACACGCCCAUGUCUAUAAUGCAUUCUAAACAUAUUGGUAAAAUAAAAUAAAAUAAAAUCUGCUUAUAUCACUUGAUAAGUCACUUAUAGGGUCAAGUAUCAUAAUACUUCAUAAUUACUGGUCACUUUUAUUCUUUUUGCAAAGAUCAUUGUGUAUUAUAAAUCUCAAUGUUUUAAUGCAUUAUAAUACAUUGGAAGCUGGUAAUAAGUCACAUUAAGUGGCCAUUGUUUGCUUUGAGGGAAGUGAAAAGAAUAUCAUUACAUCUAUGCAACAAAUGUUAUUGUUUAAAGGGUCAUAAUAGAAAUGUUGUGCUCCAAUUUGACACAAGUGCUCAUUGUAAAGUCAAAAAAUAUCAUUACACCUAUGCAAGAUCAACACACAAUGCAACUGCGUAAUCCAAUUUGACACACAUUUUGAUGAUGAACAAAUGAAUGAUAGACAUUUACAUUUCAAUUGUUUCAGGAAAUAUCUAUAUUUUAAAUCAAUUGUGUAGUGACUUAUAACCAGCUUGUAACGUAUUAUAUAUGCCUGUGCCUCAAACAUGUCAUUACUUUACUUAAAGCAGCCAAUGACUACUUAAAAUAACUUCUAAUCACAUUAUAAUGCAAUAUAAAAAGAUUAUAAUGUAUUACAACCAUAGUUACUAUAAAACACUAUGAUCCUUGCAAAAAAACAUCAGUGUCAUAACCCUUAUGAUACCUUAUAAGUCAUUAUCAAAUGCUUUAUAAUGUGUCAUCAUUAUAAAUGAAGUAAAGACACAGCUAACCCUAACCCUAACCCUAACCCUUUCACAUGUCACAAACUGACCCGAAGAGGUUUGACCUCGAUGUGAAUAUCCUCACAGUCUCCAGUGUACAUAAGCUACAGCUCGUUGUUUAUCUUCAGUAAAAAUGCAACAACUUUAAAUAAGCUAUAUCGUCAAUGUCAAAGCUGUAUGUAAAUAAAAGCGCUGUCAGUCUUUUCCGGU
Messenger RNA from Cottoperca gobio, 2953 nucleotides. RefSeq names its product P2Y receptor family member 10 (gene p2ry10). The record is from RefSeq and is a predicted model, not a curated record. The transcript has 4 exons. Gene Ontology annotation, biological process: positive regulation of Rho protein signal transduction; phospholipase C-activating G protein-coupled receptor signaling pathway. Lineage: Eukaryota; Metazoa; Chordata; Actinopteri; Perciformes; Bovichtidae. Gene Ontology annotation, molecular function: G protein-coupled receptor activity. The coding region runs from base 657 to 1955 and encodes 432 amino acids. Gene Ontology annotation, cellular component: plasma membrane.